This is a messenger RNA of Anopheles coustani, 2015 nucleotides long. RefSeq lists its product as uncharacterized. The record is from RefSeq and is a predicted model, not a curated record. Gene Ontology annotation, cellular component: membrane. Lineage: Eukaryota; Metazoa; Arthropoda; Insecta; Diptera; Culicidae. Bases 1 to 1911 code for a protein of 636 amino acids. Gene Ontology annotation, molecular function: potassium ion leak channel activity. Gene Ontology annotation, biological process: potassium ion transmembrane transport; stabilization of membrane potential. The transcript is spliced from 10 exons.
AUGUCAACUCGUCGAGCUGGUCCUCCGCCGAUGCAGCAGUUGCAGCCGCAAUUGUCCAUUUCCUAUGGCGAACCGGAAAAAAAACAACGCAGCAAAUGUAUGUCUUUUGUGUGUUGCAUGUGGAAAGUGUUUACGUGCAUUUUCUCACAUGUGACGCUGGUUGCGACAGUUGUUGCGUACUGUUUUCUCGGUGCGUUUACCUUUGAACGUCUCGAGUCGGAAAACGAAAAAAUCGUUAAAAAAAGUAUCCGUGCAAUUCGUGUUAAUCUCACGGACGCCAUUUGGCAGAUGACGAAUGAUAGACCGGUAUUACACCAGCAGAAUUGGACCACAUCUGCUAUAGCUCAUUUAAAAGCUUUCGAGGUAAACAUAUACGAUGCCAUGAAAAAGAGUGGAUGGGAUGGAAAUGAGGAAGAAGACCAACUUCAGUGGACCUUUUUUGGGGCACUGUUUUAUUCUAUCAUUGUCAUAACAACAAUUGGAUACGGUCACAUAGCACCAAAAACACAAUGGGGGAAAGUAUCAACCAUCUUUUAUGCUAUCCUGGGUAUUCCGCUUAUGCUGCUUUGUCUUUCGAACAUAGGUGAUAUCAUGGCGAGCUCGUUCAGGUUUCUUUACUGGCGUGUAUGCUGCUAUGUUUGUACACGCGAACCCAAACGAUCAAAUACUCGGCGCGGAAGAAGUCGAGGAACUAUCAGACAGGGAAGAAGCUCGCUGCGAUCCAAUCAAGGUCCUGGAACAAAUUUAAGACGAUCCGUACGGAAUUCACAACGCUCUGCAGAUUCUGGAUUUGAUCCGUAUUACGAACCAGGGUUAUCCCAUUCGUAUUCCGAGUCAGAUUGUAGGUAUAAUUCAAACUUAGAAGACCAUUACUACCCAGAUAAUGAUAGAAGCAUGAGACAAGCACCAUUAAAGUACGAUCCGCCGAGUUCCAACGGUCCUGGCGGAAUGCGACAGAAAAUGCGUGGCCCUCACAAUCAGGAGGAAAUCUUGAACGACGGUUAUCAAUCUGGUCACCAGCAGAUGAAAAGACCACCAGCACAAUCACGAGCAGAAACUAUGGGCCUCGAUCACUCACAACGAUCGCUACAGAAGCCUCGUCCAAACGAUGCGUCGUAUCGAAAAUCGCCAGGCAUGAGGGCUCAAUCGCUCGAUCGGCGCAUGUUUCGGCAAGAUUCACAAAUGAUUGACAUGGACGAUGAGUCUCCGUGUAAGACACCAAUUCUUUGCAACAAGUAUGCCAUCGAUGAGGUGGACGAGGUAGGUCGUCCAACGCGUCCUAAUCCACGUAGCCAAUCGAUGCCACGACAGGCACGCUACGGGGAUAGUCUGAUGCCAGACCGAAUGCCGUAUUACACGGAAGACAACGAGUUGGCGGAAAUACAAACAGUUCGCAAAUCAGCCCCAAGACGCCGAGAGCCCCGCCCUUUACCAGCGCCAUCGCCACGCAUAAUGUCACCGAUGGGAUUUGCAGUUCAUCGUCAGGCCCGGCAUCUUCAAAACGUGAUGGACGAUAACUCGCUCUAUGAUGAUGAAUGGGAUAUGCAGAGCGGAGAGUUGCCGCCACCAUCAAUCGUCCGACCCGUGCCAAUAUGGCUAUGCGUUUUCCUGGUCGUCAGCUACAUCAUUGCUGGGGCAUUCAUGUUUUCUGAGUGGGAAGAUUGGAGUUUUCUCGAUUCAGCCUACUUUUGUUUUAUUACCCUCACCACUAUCGGCUUUGGCGAUUUCGUACCGGCACAGGGGGUUAAAAAUGAUUCAGAAAUCUCGAUAGCUCUCUGCUCACUGUAUCUGCUGUUUGGUAUUGCACUCCUGGCUAUGAGCUUCAAUCUAGUGCAGGAAGAAGUAAUAUCAAACGUUAAAAGUGUCGCUCGGAGACUUGGUAUACUGAAGGAAGAGGAAAUUGAUGAUUAGACGAACAUUUUUCGACCAUCAUCCAUGUUUAACUAAGGCGAGAGGAGGAUGCCUAGAAUAUGUCCAUGGGACAUUAUUAGUACGCUGGUGCUACAAGUUCUUGA